AUGGCCUCUGAGGAGAACUCUUCUAGAGCCCGCAUUAAGAUCACGCCAGAACUCUUUAGCAUCACUCACUUACAGUAUUAUAUCGAAACUAGGUAUGCCUUUCUGCAAGAUUUACCUCCUGAACAAACCGGAGAGUUGAUGAAUGACCUGCCAUUGGAAAGACCAGAAUCCGACAAAGAGCUGCACCAAGACCAACGGCGGGAGAUCAAACAUCGCAGAGCCUAUCUAGCGACCGCAGCUAUGGAGAUGGUCUAUGGAAACUACCGACAAGCCCUUGAUGCGCUUGAGUAUGCCGAGAAUGGCUAUCGAAAGUACUUUCCGCGGGAGCAUAUCUCAAGGCUCGAAAUCUCAAGUUUUCGGGCUCUGUUACUGGCGCUCAACUCGAAGCCUAUUGAAGCGGAAGGACUUUGCAAGAGAACUUUUGCAAUAUUAGGCGAAGAGAGGGGAUAUAAGCAUCCAUUGACACUAGUAACGAUGAGCAUCUUGGUGCAAAUACAGUUAAAGAUGUGGCAUUUCUUCCCUGCUAUGGAUACAGCAACAACUCUGGUCCGGAGAACAACUAAAACAUUAGGAGAGAAUGACAUCUUGACGCUUCAUAGUAGGGCCCAAUUGGCUGCUGCGAAGUUUCACCAUGGGGACUACUAUGGGGCUGAAACGGACCUCGAAUCGGUUAUUCCAAUUCUCGAAGGCCAUCUUUUGAGCGAGCACCCAGAUAUGUUUCAAUAUCAGUGCCUUCUCGCCAAAGUCUAUCUUAAAAGGGGGAAAUUUGAGGCUGCCGAAAAACGUCUAGUCCCAGUGCUCGAGAUGAAACCUCGGGAGUAUUCUAAGGAUUCGAGACGAAAUGAAGCAGCUCAGACAGAUGUGGAUACUGGAUUUCCAGAGUACGGGCUCACAGACUUUCUAAACACCUUCGUGAAGGAUCCUAAGGCAGCUUUCUCAGGAACGAAGCCCCACCCACAGUUCCUGAGCGCUCUGGCAGUGUAUGCGGAUAUUUUAUUUCAACAACAAUCUCCUGCAGGUUUUGCGAUAUCCAUUCACAGAGCGACUUGGUUGCAGCAGAAAAUAGAGCUUGGCAAUUCACAUCUGGAUACCGUGGCAACCCUCUACCGACUUGCCGUCUUAACAAGAGAGACUAAGGAGGACUAUGAGUCUUAUAUUGAAGUAAGAGAACAGCUAGAAGAAGUGACCAAAGCCCGCAAUGAUAUCUUCGGUGGGUCACACGCUUCCACGCUAUGUGCUCUGCGCGAAGAUUUGGUACUUGGCUACAACAUCAGGGCGUUGGUAAGUCCUGGUCCAUGGGUCGACAAUGCUGAGACGGAUCCUAUCUACUUCCAAGGCAAGGAUGUUUUUGCCGAGUCACAUUAUAUUUACGAAUGUCACAAAUCUCGUCUCGGAAGAUUCCACCCAGAGACCAUCCAAUCUCUUUAUUGGUUGUUCAAGCUACGAGUUUCGAAGUCAUUUCACGAACAGACAUGCGCGCUCGCUAAUGAGCUCCUCGAUUGCUUGAAGGUGGUGCGGGACGAUUGCCCGGUGUUCUCACUAAGUCUAGAGUGCUCCGUUGCAUUUCUCUUUUACGAAUUCGGCUACUACCGGACUGCAAAACAAAUAUCGGUCAGAACGACGGAGGCAAUCGAUCAUUAUCUAACUAUGGGAGACCGGGAGAUGCGUUGGUUCCUGGAGAGACUCAGAUCUGAGAACCUAGGCUUCAUUGACCAUCUCUGUGGUAAGCUAGGGGAAGAAAGGGGCUAA
Messenger RNA from Annulohypoxylon truncatum, 1749 nucleotides. RefSeq lists its product as uncharacterized. The coding region runs from base 1 to 1749 and encodes 582 amino acids. Gene Ontology annotation, molecular function: protein binding. The record is from RefSeq and is a predicted model, not a curated record. NCBI's taxonomy places the organism in Eukaryota, Fungi, Ascomycota, Sordariomycetes, Xylariales, Hypoxylaceae. The transcript has a single exon.